GGGAUUGGUGAAUUUGGCGGUAGAGGUCGCUUGGAAGGCUUUAUAGAUGAGUUCUACAUAUACAACAAGACACUCGCUGAAGCGGAACUCAAAGCACUUAUACAAAAAUGUCAAGGGCCGAAGAGCACGAUGGUCUUGCAUUUGAGCUUUGACAAGAAAAGUGGUACCCAGUUUCUUGAUGAUUCAGGGCUGAUGAACCACGCCAGAAUGCCAGGACCACCUGCGGUGCCAGGCCAGCCGAUACCUCCUCCACCGCCUCGUAAGUAUUGCACGAACCACAUUGGUUACUUGUAAUUAUCUCGAAUUUGGUAGGUAAGCAGUUUCCUCCCUCUCACUGCAUUUCACAGAGCAGGAGCAAUAGCAAUAGCAAUAGCCAUGCGGAACGAAAACCCCUCGAAACGCGCUUUUUGUGCACUAGCGCACAUAAUGUGACUACUAAGAAGCCUAUAAAACCCUAUUCCUAGAGAUGAAUUAACAAACGCUUGAUUUCGUUUCAAUUUUCUAUAGCUGCUAAGGGAAGUUGCGGAGAUGGCGUACAGCUAAGCGGCGGUCAAGCAGACGUGAAACUUGACGGCAGAACCUUCCGAAACAAGCCAAUUGAUGGCGUAACAAUAGCAUUGUGGAUAAACGUAACCUCUGUAAAUGGUGUCCAUUACUUGUUUGACACGAUCGGAGGACACUCCGCGCAUAAACAUGACCAGUAUCUGCUGACCAUUAAUAACGGAGCCGUAAGUUGGAGUCAUGAUGAUGAAAAUGACAAAGAGUUGUUUAAAGUGAUUACCGAUCCUGUAGUCACUGAGAGUAAG
Porites evermanni is the source of this 806-nucleotide messenger RNA. NCBI's taxonomy places the organism in Eukaryota, Metazoa, Cnidaria, Anthozoa, Scleractinia, Poritidae. The record is from the annotation of a GenBank genome assembly.